Molecule: messenger RNA, 3710 nt
Organism: Gambusia affinis (western mosquitofish)
Lineage: Eukaryota; Metazoa; Chordata; Actinopteri; Cyprinodontiformes; Poeciliidae
Product: single-minded homolog 1-like
Exons: 12
Coding region: 500-2785 (761 amino acids)
Biological process (GO): regulation of transcription by RNA polymerase II
Molecular function (GO): protein dimerization activity; RNA polymerase II transcription regulatory region sequence-specific DNA binding; DNA-binding transcription factor activity, RNA polymerase II-specific
Source: RefSeq, a predicted model, not a curated record
CGCAGAGAUAGUUGAGGAGAGCUGGUUUGGUGGGCACCCAAUGCCACUCGUUGCGCGUCUUGUAAUUUGGAGAGGCGUAUGCAACGCACGGCCAGUUCGCCUUUCCAGGUGGAAAUCCAGGAGGAGCCGAGAGCAAUUUUGAACCGGGACCACUGCUACUGAACCCGGUUCAGGACAGGUGAAAUUCCCAGCAGGCUGCAGUUUAAGGGCCACGGGAUCGAUUGUUCUUCAAGUGCGGGGAUCAGCGAACGCAAACUAUCCGCUCUGGACAUGGAUAAAGGCCAGUGGCUGAAGCGAGGAGGCUGAACUCGGGAUUUCCAGGGAUGUUUACGCACGUUGGAUUCACAUGUUUACAUCCGUUCUUCGCCUAUAUUUAUAUAUAUUUUAAAGUUAAUCUGAAUAAAACAAACAGACAAUGAAAACGAAGCAAAGCCGAUUGUUGCUGCUCUAAACCGCCGUUAGUUGAGACGCGUGAGGACAUCCUACAGAGGCGCCGAAAAUGAAGGAGAAAUCCAAGACGGCCGCAAGGACUAGACGAGAAAAAGAGAACAGCGAAUUUUAUGAACUGGCUAAAAUGCUCCCUCUUCCGUCGGCCAUUACCUCCCAGCUCGACAAAGCCUCCAUAAUAAGGCUGACAACAAGCUACCUAAAGAUGAGGAUUGUUUUCCCGCAGGGUCUUGGUGAGGCGUGGGGACACACGAGUCGAACAAGAUCUUUGGACAAUCUCGGCCGGGAGCUCGGAUCUCAUUUAUUGCAGACGUUAGAUGGAUUCAUAUUCGUGGUGGCUCCGGAUGGGAAGAUUAUGUACAUCUCAGAGACAGCGUCGGUCCAUUUAGGACUGUCUCAGGUAGAGUUGACCGGGAACAGUAUUUAUGAAUAUGUCCAUCCUGCCGACCAUGAUGAAAUGACUGCCGUGCUGACGCCACAUCAGCCCUAUCACUCACAUUUCGUACAAGAAUAUGAAGUGGAACGUUCUUUCUUUUUGAGGAUGAAAUGUGUGCUGGCAAAAAGAAAUGCAGGACUAACCAGUGGAGGAUACAAGGUCAUCCACUGCAGUGGUUACCUGAAGAUCCGUCAGUACAGUCUGGACAUGUCACCUUUUGAGGGCUGCUACCAGAAUGUGGGACUGGUGGCUGUGGGUCACUCGCUGCCGCCCAGCGCUGUGACGGAAAUAAAACUGCACAGCAACAUGUUUAUGUUCAGGGCCAGUCUGGACAUGAAGCUCAUUUUUCUGGACUCAAGGGUAGCUGAGCUGACGGGUUAUGAGCCCCAGGACCUUAUAGAGAAAACAUUAUACCAUCAUGUCCACAGCUGCGAUAUUUUUCACCUCCGCUGCGCUCAUCACCUCUUGCUGGUAAAAGGCCAAGUCACGACUAAGUAUUACCGUUUCCUUGCCAAGCACGGUGGUUGGGUCUGGGUCCAGAGUUACGCCACCAUUGUCCACAACAGCCGCUCUUCAAGGCCUCACUGUAUCGUCAGUGUCAACUACGUUCUCACGGACACUGAGUAUAAAGGAAUGCAGCUUUCCUUGGAUCAAAUGAGCCCUACUAAACCGGCCUUCCCUUAUGCUGACAGUCACAGCGAGGACAGAAAAACGUCCAAGUCCCGUCUGACCCAGUCAAAGGCAAAAUCUAGAGUAUCACCUUAUCCACAGCAAUUUGCAGCUUUUAAUCCAGAGCGUUCAGAAUCUGACCAAGACAGCCAGUGGGGGGGGAGUCCCCUGACAGACUCAGCCUCGCCUCAGUUGCUGGAUCCGAGUGAGGCUGCUGAGGCAUCUUGCGCCUACAGACUGUAUCCAGACUCUGGAUCCCUGUGCUACGGUUUGGGUUUAUCUGAAGACGAUCUCGCCCACACUCAAGCUCACCCUCACACCACCACCUGCGACCGUGUCCGAUGCCAAGGAGGCCGUUAUUUCCUGGGAACACCUCAGUCGGGUCGAGAGAUGUGGUGGGACACCACACGUUCUGUGCUGUCACUUCCAAAAUUCUCUGUGGACAACAGUGAGGGCUAUGAAAUCACAUCCUACCAUGGCGCCAUUCAUGGACGGGGCCACUGGGAUGAAGACAGUGUUGUGAGUUCACCUGAUGGAGGUGGGUCCACCAGCGAUUCGGGUGAGCGUUAUCAUGGUGACCAGUUCCAAUCAAGUCCUCGAGAACCAAGCAAGAUGGAGACCCUAAUCCGAGCCACACAGCAAAUGAUUAAAGAGGAAGAGAAUCGCUUGCAGCAACAAAAGGUCCUGCUGGACGUUUCAGGUCUCACCAAAACUCACAGUCCAUGCUUCGCCUCCUCAAUACCCCAUCAUUCUCAGCUCACCAUGCCCAGUGUGGUGUGUCGUGGUCCAGGGGCUCCCAGCAUCGACGUCCCAUCAGAGCGCCUUCAUCACCGGGAUAGCAUCAAAGCACUCGGCUCCCACGACAAUGACGAAAACACCACCAGCCCAGUGUCAGUGUCUCGUCUCAGCAGCCCCGGCUCUGACAGUGUCCCCAGGCCUGGCCUCCCUCUAACCAAAGACUACAUGCCGACAGAUUUGUCACCACACCCUGCACAAGCCCACAGUAGUCCGCUGCUCUAUCCAGCCCAGGAGAGGCAGCAGAUGGAAAGGCAGGCGGCUUAUGCUUUGACCGGGUACUCCCUGGAGCACCUGUAUGACCCAGAGAACUUGCGGAGUUAUUCUAGCCUGGCAUGUGGAGGAGUCCAGUAUGACGUGGCAUCUCAUGUGAGGAUGCAGGCAGAGCAGAUGCAAGGACACAAGGCCACCUCAGUUAUCAUUACCAACGGCAGCUGACAGUUUCUGGUGCAGAUUGAUUACGUUGUCUAAAUGAGGACGUUACAAGUGAUGGCCACGUUUGCAUGAGCAUCAGUGACCAGAUGUCUGGUGCAAGAGACAAAAUGUUGACAAAAGGAUGCAAGACACCUUGUUGUUGGACUGAUGUCCUCUUGGUGGUCCAUUGAUCACUGCUUGUAAAUGUCAGGCUCUUGCAUUGCACCAUUUUCCUUUCUUUGUUGUCAGAGGAUGAUAUUCCAAAGCUCAAAGGAAAUAAUAUUUAUACACUGCGUGGCACUGGGAAAAAGUUUGCUCCACUACAGGAAGUUGCUGUUAUUUUAACGGGGGUGAACUGCGCACUCUCCCACCAGAAGGCUGGUUAAACAUCAAGCAAAUGUUUCUGUCUCACUCCUCUCACGCAUCAUUGGACAUCUGAGUUAAUCUGUCCAGGACGUGAUUUCCACAGACUGUAGGAAAAUGUGUUGUUCCAUUGCCCCUUUACCUGAAAAUCUCCAAGUUUCUCAAACGCAUUAAAGUGCAACAACGGAAAGAUCUGCAUUUCACUGUUGUAAGAUGUCAAUGUUUCCUUGUAUUUAUUAGUCGGUGGACUGUUUUUCUGCAUGUUCCAUUAUUUUCAGUCGAAAUAGAAAUAUUUUCUGGUGCAAAUAAAACAGUUUCUGUGAUUGGAUCAGACCAUCAUUACCAUAACAAAUGAAAAAAAAAUAAACUGCGUAGAAAACAAAAGGAAACAUUUUCCUUUGACAUGCUAAUGAGCAAAAUCUGCAGGUGAGCAUGGCACAAAGUGAGAAGUUGGUUACAUCCAAAAUAUGUGGAACAAAUGAAGGUAUUUUAAUUUUUGUUCACUUAAUUUUACCAAAUUGCAAAGUAAGCAUUAGAUUACCAAACAAUUCUUCAACAGCUAGUUUUCUCAAUGCAUGGUCGUCUA